AGGUGAAAGUGAAAGGUGGGUCUCAGUAUAGGACUGAGGUGUAGAUUGUUCUGUAAAAACAUGUAGAUAUGCACAUAUAGUGACUAUUAGAGUGGUUAUAGAUUUAAAUAAACUAUUUUUAAAGUGAAGUGGAGGACGUGAAGACCAGUAAAGUGAAAAUGGCAGAGUCCAGAGUUCAUAUGAAAAUGGCAGAGUCCAGAGUUCAUAAUCAGUUUAAACUCACCUCAGAAGACCAUGUGAGGGCUAAUGUUGGUGAAGAGGUCACCCUCCCCUGUCACCUCUCACCUGACACCAGUGCUGUUGCCACGACGAUCAGGUGGUUUAAAGGGACAGAGUGUAUUUACCUGUAUAAGAAUGGCCAGUUGACAGAGAGGAGUGGCUAUGAGGGCAGAGUGAGUCUGAUCACCCAGGAGCUGGAGAGAGGCAACGUGUCUCUGAGGCUGAGAGACUUCAGGAGGUCAGAUAGAGGAGUCUACAUCUGUCAGGUCAUCCAUGGAGAACAGAAGGAGGAGGCUGCAGUGGGUUUAAGGGUCAGAAGAGAAUCAGGAUGGGAAAUAGAGUCAGGAUCAUGGUAUUUACAACAUGAGACCCAGGAGGACAGGCUGAAGAGGGAGGCAUCAGCUGGUGAGCUUGAGUUGAAGAUGGAAAAAGAAUUAAAAGAGGAAUUAAGAGAGGAGAUGAUGAAACAACUAGAGGAGAAACUAGAUGAUAUGACCCAGGAAGUGAGAGAGAAAGAGAGACUCCUGGAUGAUAUGACCCAGGAAGUGAGAGAGAAAGAGAGACUCCUGGAGGAGAAGAACCAGAUAAUGGAACAGAGGGACACACUAUUAGAAGAGAAAGAAAACCAACUGGAAGAGAAAGACAAGCAACUAAAGGAUAGAGACAUUCAACUAGAGGACAGAGACCACAGACUGGGAGAGAAAGACAAGCAACUAAAGGAAAGAGACCUUCAACUAGAGGACAGCAACCACAGACUGGGAGAGAAGGACAAACAACUGGAAGAGAGAGACAAACAUCUGGAAGAGAGAGACAAACGACUGGAAGAGAGAGACAAAGUACUGAAGGGAAAAGAAAAUGAACUAAAAGAGAGGAGACAGGAAGUAGAAGAGAGGAGACAGGAAGUAGAAGAGAGGAGACAGGAAGUAGAAGAGAAAGACAACCUACUAGAGGAGAGAGAGAACCAGUUAAAGGAAAGAGACAAACAGGUGGAGGGUGUCAACAAUGAAAAUGCUGAACUGGCUCAACAGAUAUGUGAUGUGAAGACUGAGGUAGAGAGACUGAGAAGAGAGAUCUCAGCCCAGAUGACUGAACAUGGAGAGACGUCAGAUACAGGUUCCAUCCUCCCAGUCAGGAGAAGACAGAGCCUGGAGGAUCCUCCACUUAUGGAAGGAGAGAGCAGCAGUCCAGACUCCCCAGUGUCUCCCAGUGUGUCUGAGCUGAGACUGGUGCUGCUGGGGAGGACUGGGGCUGGGAGGAGUGCAGCAGGAAACACCAUCCUGGGCAGAGAGGAGUUUGGGGCCCAGGCCAGCCCCUCUGCAGUGACCCAGAGGAGUAAGAGGAGAGAGGGGGACGUGUGUGGGAGACGGCUGGUGCUGGUGGACACUCCAGACUGGUUCUGUCCUGGACUCUCUCUGGAGGAGAUGAGACAGGAUGUGGGGCUCUGUGUCCGUCUGUCUGCCCCGGGACCCCACGCCUUCCUCCUGGUCAUACCAGUGGAGACCUCCAAGGGGGAGGAGAGAGGGGUGCUGGAGAGUAUAGAGGAGAUGUUUGGGGAGGGUUGUUGGGGACACACUGUGAUUCUAUUCACCCAUGAUGAUGGACUGAAAGAGCAGAGCAUUGAGGAGUUUAUCCAAGCAGGAAGUCAGGACCUCCAGCAGCUUGUAGAGAAAAGUGGGAGCAGGUACCACGUCCUCAACAUUAAGGACAGGGCCCAUGGCACUCAGAUAUCAGAGCUGCUGGAUCAGGUAGAGGAGAUGGUGGCAGGAAACAGAGAGAGAUUCUACAGCAGUCAGACCUACCAGGAGGCAGAGGACCAGGUUAGAGAGAUGGAGGGAAACAUCCAGAGAGAGAGAGGAGAGAGGAAACAGAGGGAGGAGAGAGACUUGAGAGAGAGGCUUCAGAAGGAGUUGCAGUACUCUCUGAUAAAGAUAGAGGGAGUGAUCCAGGAACAUGAGGGAGAUAUCAGAACACUCAGUGAAAGAACCAGUGAACUGGAGAGACAGGUGAAAGAAGAGAGGGAUGAGGAGAAGAAAAGAGAGCUGGAGAGGGAGCUGAAGAGGGAGUCUGAUAGGAGGGAGGAGAUGGAGAGAAAGCUGGAGAGAUUUAGAGAGAAGAGAGAGAAUGAGAGGAGGGAGAUGGAGGAGAGACACAGACAGGAGAUAGAGAACUAUGAAGGAGAGGCCAGAGUUGAAGCAGAGAGAAACCUGAUGAAGAUAGUUCUGCCUGAGUUACAGAGGAGCAUCAUGAUCUCACAGACAAAGAUGGAGAGGGAGUUCAGCAGACAGAUGGAGGAGAAGAAUAGACAGAUGAAAGAGAAGAAUAUAGAGAUGGGGAGACUAAGACAGAACUUGAAAGAAGUCAGGGAAGCUCACUCAGUGUUGCAGAAGGGACUGGAACGAGAGGGGAAAGGUCAGAGGGCACUGAUAGGGUUGUUGGGCUGGGUCAUGAGAAUCUCAUCAAGUUGGAUUCUCCACAAUCUGAUAUGAUUCACCAUCACCGUCUAUGAUGAUGAACCAGACCAGGUCUACUGUCCACUGUACCGUGGGGGGUGACCAUGGAUCAUGGUGGUCAUGGGGAAAACAGGACAGAAUAAUGUCUGGUCCAGUCUACAGUGUCAAGAGAAGGAGGGGAGGGAGGUCUGUAAAGAUCUUGAUGAGACGUAAAACAGAAUUCCAAUCCAACGUAGAUUAUUGACCUUUGCACUGCAGACCUUUAGAAUGGAGAGGGUUGUGGGGGGUCAGGAGGUCAGCGGGCGGAGUCAGAGACUGAGAACUCUAAAGAUCUGAGUGAGACUUUUACUCAGUGUUUGAGGAGGUCUACUAUUGAACAGAGAACCAUACUGUAUUUACCACACACUACUUCCUGUUCUUAUUCAAAUCGUUUCAUGUUGAAGCUUUAUCCUCCGUGAUGGCCGGAUCCGGGGUCUGGGCGGGGGGUAGGUACUGUCACGCCCUGACCAUAGAGACCAUGUUUCUCUAUGGUGUAGUAGGUCAGGGUGUGACUCGGGGGGGUAUUCUAGUUUAAAAUGCCUAUGUUGUGUUCCAGUUUAUAUUUUCUAUGUUGGUGUUUUGUAUGGUUCCCAAUUAGAGACAGCUGGUAAUCGUUGUCGCUAAUUGGGGAUCAUAUUUAAAUAACUGUUUUUCCCACCUGUGUUUGUGGGAUAUUGUUUUGUGUUUGUGCACCAUGUAGUCACGGUUCGUUGAUCGUUUAUUGAUUUAGUGAUUUAAGACAUUUAAAUGGCUCCUUGUGGUUCGGUGAACCAAGCUGGUGUAAUAAGUCACCAUAUCUGACACCUGAAGACUGGUGGAAGCCAACACAGUCUUCUGAUCCACACGAGACUCUGGCUCCAAACCAAUCUGUCCGUAAGAGUUAUUUAAUGUUGAGGAGAGUGAGAGGUCUACAGAUGUCCUGACCUUACUUAUCUUUGUUUUCUUUAAUAUAUUGGUUAGGUCAGGGUGUGACGAGGGGUGGGUUGUUGUGUUUUAGUCCUGUCUAGGGUUUUGUCCUGUCUAGGGUUUUUGUCCUGUCUGGGGUUUUUGUCCUGUCUAGGGUUUUUGUCCUGUCUAGGGUUUUUGUCCUGUCUAGGGUUGUUGUCCUGUCUAGGGUUGUUGUCCUGUCUAGGGUUGUUGUCCUGUCUAGGGUUUCUAGGGUUGUUGUCCUGUCUAGGGUUGUUGUCCUGUCUAGGGUUGUUGUCCUGUCUAGGGUUGUUGUCCUGUCUAGGGUUUUUGUCCUGUCUAGGGUUGUUGUCCUGUCUAGGGUUUCUAGGGUUGUUGUCCUGUCUAGGGUUGUUGUCCUGUCUAGGGUUUUUGUCCUGUCUAGGGUUGUUGUCCUGUCUAGGGUUGUUGUCCUGUCUAGGGUUGUUGUCCUGUCUAGGGUUUCUAGGGUUGUUGUCCUGUCUAGGGUUUUUGUACUGUCUAGGGUUUUUGUCCUGUCUAGGGUUUUUGUACUGUCUAGGGUUUCUAGGGUUUUUGUACUGUCUAGGGUUUUUGUACUGUCUAGGGUUUCUAGGGUUUUUGUACUGUCUAGGGUUUUUGUACUGUCUAGGGUUUUUGUCCUGUCUAGGGUUUUUGUCCUGUCUAGGGUUUCUAGGGUUUUUGUCCUGUCUAGGGUUUUUGUCCUGUCUAGGGUUUUUGUCCUGUCUAGGGUUUUUGUCCUGUCUAGGGUUUUUGUCCUGUCUAGGGUUUUUGUCCUGUCUAGGGUUGUUGUCCUGUCUGGGGUUCAAAACAGUUUUUGUCCUGUCUAGGGUUUUUGUCCUGUCUAGGGUUUUUGUCCCGUCUAGGGUUUUUGUCCCAUCUAGGGUUUUUGUCCCGUCUAGGGUUUUUGUCCUGUCUUGGGUUUUUGUCCUGUCUUGGGUUUUUGUCCUGUCUAGGGUUUUUGUCCUGUCUAGGGUUUUUGUAUGUUUAUUGGGUUGUUUACUAGUCUAGGUGUUUUGUAUGUCUAUGGUUGCCUAGAUUGAUUCUCAAUUAGAGGCAUGUGUUUAUCGUUGUCUCUGAUUGGGAACCAUAUUUAGGAAGCCAUAUUCCUUGGGUAAUCUGUGGGUGAUUGUCUAUGUGAUGUUGCAUGUUUGCCCUCAGUGUUGUUAGUGGUCAUGUUGUUGGUUUGUUUAGUGUACUUUGUGUUCAUUCAUCUUACAUAAAAAUAUAUCUUCACAUCACGCUGUGCUUUGGUCUCCUCACUACGACGAUGGUGACAACAGACCAGACUCCAUAUGGUUUCUAACCCCAGACUCUGAAGUGAUUGUACAGACAAGUGGAAUAUAAAUGAGGUCAUUGAGACAGAGACUAAAAGUCAACAUUGUCACUACUUUUGCUGUUCUGUUAUUAUUUGUAGUGGGUGAGAUAUUUGUCUAUUAUAUUGUUGACCAGGAUUAGCAUGGGUCAAGACACUGGAAUUCCUGAAACCAUAAAUAAUAUAUAAUAAUUGUUUGUGAAGUUUCUUCUGAUGAAAGUUAUAAAUGUUCAUUUCAAGGCA
Molecule: messenger RNA, 5190 nt
Organism: Oncorhynchus kisutch (coho salmon)
Lineage: Eukaryota; Metazoa; Chordata; Actinopteri; Salmoniformes; Salmonidae
Product: trichohyalin-like
Exons: 12
Coding region: 159-2705 (848 amino acids)
Molecular function (GO): GTP binding
Source: RefSeq, a predicted model, not a curated record